This is a messenger RNA of Mugil cephalus (flathead mullet), 5357 nucleotides long. It is a transcript of the gene prrt4a, whose product is annotated as proline rich transmembrane protein 4a. The transcript has 3 exons. Bases 2008 to 4947 code for a protein of 979 amino acids. NCBI's taxonomy places the organism in Eukaryota, Metazoa, Chordata, Actinopteri, Mugiliformes, Mugilidae. The record is from RefSeq and is a predicted model, not a curated record.
UCUGCAACUAAAACCCAGUAAAAACACAGACGAUACGAUAACAAUCAGGUGUGAUCAUAAUCAUUUAACAGUGCAGGAAAUGGAAUGCAAGUGUCUUGAUAAGUUGUGUUAUAGGAACAGCAAAAGCACAAAAGUCACAUUUGAUGAUCUGUGCGUGCCACGUGAACUUUAUUUAAACAAAAUUCACUUUUCUCUCCACGUCAUAUCUUAAUAAAUCCAUGGUAUUGUGACUGUGUGUGAAUGUUUGGUAACCUCCUCAUUGUGAAGACAUGUUCACAUUUUAGGAUUAAACGUUGCAACAAUAACACGUUCUGCCUCAUCGACAGCAGUUGAUGUAACCUGAUCUCUAUGGCCACAUUUCAUGAUCCGCUAACAAGAUAAAUGCAAAGAAGCGGAAAGGCCUCGCUUCUUCGUCUCUCUCAUUCGUAACUCCACCCCAUUUAUCCAAUCAGGGUUGUUAAGUGCGUUUGUCCUCCACUUUGCUUGUGCAGCUUUGUUUCUCUGUCUUCUGACUGUCCUCAUUCCCAGCUGGACCCCGGUCCCUGCUGACUUUGUCUUGCCGGAGGAUAAUUUGUCCAAACAGAAAACCAGUUGCUCAGUGAAUUCAGAUAGCCGGUGUGAGGCGGCAAUAAUUUGGCCAUGUCCCUCACUGAGCUCAUGUGUUUGGCCUGUCAUUGUUCCUCCCCAGUCCCUUUAGUCACGGCUGGGUUGAUGCUUUCCUGUGUCCUCAUCAGACACUGGGUUAAUCACAGCCCUGGGCAAGAUCCUAUCUCCAAAAGUCAUCUGAGCCUGCACUGUAUUUAUGUUUGUACUUAUGUGUACGUAAAGCAAACUUCUCUGUGCGUUUGUUUGUUGUGUGAGUGAAGCUGGUUUUGCAAGUCGUGGUAUUUACAGUCACAGGGAACUUCAGUCUUAUUAUGCAGAGGCAGGAGUUUUACUGAAAACAUUUGUGGAGCAGCUUUAUCUGUAUAUAUGUCCUCGUUCUAAGAGAAUAUGGAUCAAUAGGCGUUUGGCAGAAAGCCUAUAGAGCAAAAGUCAGUAGUGAAGAGUUUAUGCAACAGAACUUUAGAGAACCCUACAUUAAUCAGACAGAGGCAGUUUAUAGCGUCCGCCUGUGCUUUAAACUCACUGUCUCCAAAUGCACCUAAAAGGUAUGUGGAUCAGUAUCUAUUUUAGACCCGUCCAUGGGAAUUGAAUUAGGCCACGAGGUUGCUGGAUUUCCCCCAUUGGGUAAAAACAGCACACGUGAACAUGUCUGAUAACAUUAAAAGUGAGGGAAAUAAAGAAAGUGACUUAUACAACACCAUGAGGGCUACACCACAGUAACUAGUAAUUCACCAAGGUCACGGGUGCACGCGUUCUCUGUUAAAAAAAAAUGCACCGACACGUUCAUAAAGAUUGUAUGCACAUGUGCGCGCAAAUAACCACCGACAUGCAUUAUGCAUGCGUGUUGUCGAAAGGAGAAUAUUCUGCUUUUGCCUGCUUCGCUUGAGACGGUUUGUGUGGCGGUUACUUUAAUCAUGAGUUGUAAAUCACACUCGGUGGCAUGUAUUGAUCUGUGGGACAGGUUUGUUCAGAACAGAGCACUGGUUGGUUGACGGGAGCUUCUUUCGCCCCCAUGCCUUAUUCACGUCUUCUCUCUUGUCUUCUCUUCUCUUUUUUAGGAGAAUGAGAGGCAGCACGUUAGAUCAGCGCAACAACGGCAUGCAGGCUGGAGGGGGUUGUCUGGAGGAGGUGGGGUCUGUCCCAUGUGUCGAGUGCCUGAUGGAGAGAAGAGGGGCACAGCACACUGAGCAUGAGAGGACACAGAGCGCGAUGCAGACGGAGACUGCAGGCAUGCAGCAGCACCGAGCGGCAUAUAUGUUUAAAGAGGCUGCAGCAGAGCGCGCUAUUGACGAGGUGCGUUGAGAAUGAGACCCUUGAAUACCUGAGAUUAGGGAGAUGUCGAACAUGUGACCGGACAACGAGCCCCAGUGACUUCGAGGUCGAGUUUGGGGACCCCUCAUCAUGGUGUCUCUGUGGAAUACUUAUCUUCUCCUCCCCCUUUCCUUGCUUCUCCCACUUCCCGCCACAACGUUAACUGGAGAAAAUGUCAAAGAAACAAACACCAACACGGGCGUGCAGGUUCUCACACAGCCACUGCGUGGACCUCACGUAUCUGGCUUAUCAACAGGUAAUCCUGUGUUUGGAUCUGAGAAUGUUGGCUUCCUGGGGCCCUCUUUGAACUGGCCUUUAUCGUCAUCUGAGGAAACAGAUAGACAAGGUGUGAUUGGUGAAUACAGUGACGUACAGGAGGGCACUGAGGUAUCUGUGUUACAUUCUAAUGAGAAGGCGCUCAUCAUAUCUAGACCGACUGGGAGUGCUACACAAAACGCUACCUACAAGGAGAGUGUACAAACAGCACGGUCAACAGGAAGUUUACCACCUGAUCCGACCCAGAAACGAACAUUAAAGUAUCCAUCAGCUGAGACCGACGCUGCAUCCGUAUUGCAACCUACGCAGGCUGAAGAGAAUCAGCCCACAUUCUCAACCUUGAGGAACGAGAUGACUGAUAACCAGUUACCCUCUCCUCUGUCUGGUUCACUGCCAUCAGAAACACCAGAACAAAACACAACCCUGCUGCUGUCUGCUGGACCAGGUCCUGGCCCUGAGCGCCCUGAGCGCCCCGCUUCGCCGACAGCCGCUGACAUCUGGUCACGGACCACAGCCGUUUCUGUUACCACACAGGGAAAAGGAAAAACACAGGACGGGAUUAUGUCAGUGAAAGAGACUGGAGAUGGAAGGACUGAUAGUACUGAGCGUAUUUUGCAUGGAGGAAGUGUCGGCACUGAGGCAGAAGAAGAUGUCUCCAAAAAUGAGGACCUGCAUGUAUCAAGGGCCAACGGAACAGUCUCGGUUGACCACAACUUGGACACAUCUACCACGCACAGCAAAGCAUCAAAUCAGUCCUGGACUCCUACUUACCCAGAUGACUUUACCCCCACUGAGUCUCUGCGCCCCUCUCUGCCUUUCAGCCCUGUGCUUUUGGUCCCUCUGUAUUCAGACUGGAACUCUGCCCUUGCUACAUGGGGAUUUGCGUGGGAAGCACACAUAUACGGCCUUGGGUCAGUCUUCACUGCAUUUGGCCUGAUCUCCGUGGUCUGCCUCCUAGGCUUGCCCCUGCGGUGUCCACCAGGAUGUCCUUACUUCAUGUUACUGCACUUGUUCAUGCUAGCGUUUGCAGGGAUUCAAGCUUUCAGUUUGCUCUAUGAUCCUUACAGCUACCAAGAACGUCUUCCCCCUCUAGUCUCUCUGCUGCUCUCUGAAUUAACACUCCCCCUUUUGAUCUCAGCCUUCUCCCUCGCCUUUCUUCUUCUUUCUGUGCGCUCACGCAUGCAUCUCUCACUCCCACUUGCGAUUACCUCAUUCUCGGCAUUGCCCAAACCUUGUCUGUUACUAUGUAUGUCUCUGUCGCAUUUUGUUAUCUCUCUAGGAUGUGUUGGCGUUCUCGAACUUUUCCACAGUCUCCCUACUGUAAUCCUGCUAUUCCCGCAGAGUGUGUUUGUAUGCCUCGCCAUCUUUCUGUCAUGCUCAUACCUCAUCUUCUACUGCUUAUCGCAUGUCAACACUAAACAUAUUUACAGGCUUAAUGACAAUGGAGAGGGUGGAGGAUCUCCUGAAGUGACACGACCUACGAUUUGCCCCUUUGCUAAAGAGGAGGACUGGGAUAGGGCUGCAGGAGCUGGAGUUGGAACUUCGUUGUGCUUGUUAGGGUGUGGAGGGCUUCAGCUUUAUGGGAUCCUGCAUGCCCUUGGUUUGAGUGGGAUUGAUGGCUAUGGGUUUCAGCCUUGGCCCUGGUGGGGCUUCCAAGUAGGCUGCAGACUCUGUGAGAUUGGGGUGUGUCUAGGUUUGUCUCUCAUUGGCGCGCACCCUCUAUUCUGCCACAACAACUCAUCCAUCAAGACCCUAACUCAUCCACGGCCAGGGUCCUGGUCCCGCCUGUCCUGCAGCUCCCCUUCCAGAGGACUUACCUUGCCCUCUCAGGGUGGUGCAGAUUCUCCCAUACUCUCCUCUCCUGACUCCUGGUCCAAGCAUAAGCAGGAAAAACUGGUGGUCUGUGAUGUCACAAAGGGGCAGUCAGAGGCCCUUCCUCUUUGCUCAAUGGCAGAUCCUCCUAGAAAUGGACUUGACUGUCUCCACACGCCCUCCCAAACCCAUACCAUUCUACCUCUUCCUAUUCCCUCAAAUCCUCCGCACAACCUUGAAAAUAUAGCUGAGUCUCAGUUGUCAUCAUCUGAUAGUUUAGGUCUAGGGACUGACUCUACUGUGGACCUGCGGCCCCCGUCUCCCAUAGACUUGUCCCGAAGUAUUGACCAAGCUCUGUUCAGUGAAUCCUUAUUCUCUCAUAGUAUUUUUGGUCCGCCAAGGCUAUUUCCUGCUUCUUCAAGCCUUUCCUUGAACUCCUCAAGUCAAAAUACUUCAAAGCAAGGACCAAGCGCUGUGGGGAAUACCUUUUACCGCACCUCUUCUUGUGGAGACGUGGAUCAAGAGAAUGCCCUGUCCUGUUCUUCCAGACCUUCCCAACCACACAGCAGUUUGACGCCUCACAGCAAUCCACCAAUAUCACCAGAGCAAUGGGAUUGGAAAGAAAGUGUUACGGGCUCAACCCAGGGUCUGUGCAGCCAUCCCAAAGAAACAGGGAAGUUUCGCUCAAAUUCCUGGGCCAACAGAGGUCAGAACUUUGCCCCGAGCAACCUUCCACGGGCAAUCCCACACCUGUCUUACAAGCGUUACAGAACCCUGAGCUUAGCCUCCCAGGACAGUCAGGGGUCUGGGCGACUGGGUGGGACUAAGCACCUGAGUGAGAGCAAACAGCUGGAAUGGGAUCUGGCUGUGCAAGCAGAGUUUGUGAAUGUGUGCAAACAAAUUGAUGCCCUGAGUGUUUGCAGUGACACCAUUGAACUGUAGAAAGCUAUAAAAGUUUUAGCUAAUUUAUGUCUGAUUUUUAAUUGUAUAUUUGAAUUGUACUAUUAUUGUUGUUGUUGCAUUACAAUAUGUAGGUCACACCCUUCUUUGUAAAUACUGUACAGUUGGUAAAGUAUAUAAUCUAAACUUGGUUUUGAAAACUGACUUUGCUGCACGGUUUUCAGCAAUUUCACAGUUCUCUUACCUUCGCAUUAUGUUCUCAAUAUCAUAGCAGUAUUCUAAUUUCAUUCAUGAAUGUCAAGAAUCUACAAUGCUAACCUUGUGCAAACUGCUGUCAAAAUGUCGAAUGAAGCAGGAAGGUGGGUUUUAUUUCUAUUUUUAUAACUGAUACUAUGAACUCGACAGCGAAAAUCCAAGAGUAUUCAUAUAAAGGACAGCCCGGUGACAAACAA